This is a messenger RNA of Arabidopsis lyrata subsp. lyrata, 386 nucleotides long. RefSeq names its product putative defensin-like protein 86. Bases 1 to 273 code for a protein of 90 amino acids. Lineage: Eukaryota; Viridiplantae; Streptophyta; Magnoliopsida; Brassicales; Brassicaceae. The record is from RefSeq and is a predicted model, not a curated record. The transcript has 2 exons.
AUGGCCAUCAAACAAAUUUCAUCUCUUAUAUUACUUUCGUUGAUGAUUUCGACUUUCAUCUUUAUUCCCAUGAUUUCAGGAGAAAUGAUCAACAAGAUAAGAGAAAUCAAACAGUGUGGAAUGAAAUGUUAUAGUACACAUGAAUGCAAUGAAACAUGCAUAGAUGAAGGGUACGAAGAAGGGAAAUGUCUAGGAUUAGGAUACCGGAAAGGUGGAGUUGAAUGUUGUUGUCUAGCCAGUUCUCAAGAUGGUUCUCCUAUUUCUAGUCCUUAAUAAUAUUUCAUGUCAUCUUUACCCUCAAUAUAUGAAUAAAAAUAUAUUACAUGAUGAUUCACAAUAUUGCAUCCAAGUUCUACGCAAAUCAAAUUGUAAAUCCAUUAUCAUUA